Molecule: messenger RNA, 846 nt
Organism: Dendrobium catenatum
Lineage: Eukaryota; Viridiplantae; Streptophyta; Magnoliopsida; Asparagales; Orchidaceae
Product: cyanidin 3-O-rutinoside 5-O-glucosyltransferase-like
Exons: 4
Coding region: 1-705 (234 amino acids)
Molecular function (GO): UDP-glycosyltransferase activity
Source: RefSeq, a predicted model, not a curated record
AUGCAUCGGAAAGUGCGCCGGAAAGGUUUCCGACGCAUAUCAUGUUCCAGAAAGGUUUCCGACACAUAUUAUGCACCGGAAGACUUUUAUCGACGCGCUCCAAACCGGCGCAGGGAAUUCCGCCGGAAAGUGCACCGGAAACCUAUAAUUCUGACGAAAAUCUUGUAUGAGCGGCAGAUAUUAUCCGCAGGCAAGCAUAAUCUUAACAAGCGAAAGAGCAUUAGAGCUUACCUCACAAUCCUUAAGUCUCGAUGCCUUCUUUCUGCGGACAGCAGACCAGAAGAGGUUGGGGUGGAAAGGAUUUUGAAAGAAGGGAAGGGAAAGGUGGUGGAGUGGUGCUCACAAGUGAGAGUGUUGGAUCACAAGGCGGUGGGGUGCUUCGUGACGCAUGGGGGGUGGAACUCUAUGUCUGAGGCGGUGGUGAGCGGCGUGCCGAUGGUGAUGCUGCCGCAGUGGAUCGAGCAGGCAACAAAUGCAAGGUUGGCAGAGGCAGUGUGGGGGAUCGCUUUGAGGGCAGAGGCAGGUGAUGAUGGGAUCGUGGAUGCGGUGGAGCUGAGACGUGGUUUGGAUGUGGUGAUGGGGGAGGGUGACAGGGCAAGGGAGAUAAGAAAGAAGGCUGAGGAGUGGAAGGAGAAGGCAAGGGCGGCGCUUGCAGAGGACGGAUCAUCGUCCAGGAACCUCAAGGCAUUUGUCAAUGGCCUUUGAGGGAUAAGUUCUACAAGACAAUAAUUGGGAUAGCUUAUCUCAAGUUUGAUUCUGUUCAACAUUUAGUAUGUUUAUUUUGCACUUUUUCAUUGUAAAAUAAAUAAUUAAAUAUUUUAAUUUUUAUUAAAUAGUUUUUAUGUA